Messenger RNA from Grammomys surdaster, 2812 nucleotides. RefSeq names its product WASP homolog associated with actin, golgi membranes and microtubules (gene Whamm). Gene Ontology annotation, biological process: Arp2/3 complex-mediated actin nucleation; endoplasmic reticulum to Golgi vesicle-mediated transport. The coding region runs from base 70 to 2451 and encodes 793 amino acids. The transcript has 10 exons. The record is from RefSeq and is a predicted model, not a curated record. Gene Ontology annotation, molecular function: actin binding; Arp2/3 complex binding. Gene Ontology annotation, cellular component: endoplasmic reticulum-Golgi intermediate compartment membrane; cytoplasm. Lineage: Eukaryota; Metazoa; Chordata; Mammalia; Rodentia; Muridae.
CCUCUGACUGACAGUAGCGUCUUCCGAAAAAUGUCGUGCCCUGGCGCAGUCUAAGGGUGUACCGCUGCCAUGGACAGCGAGCAGUCGGACAGCCUGGAAGGCUGGGUGCCGCUGCGCGAAGACCUCUUCCCAGAGCCCGAGCGCCAUCAGCUGCGUUUCCUGGUGGCCUGGAACGCCGCAAAGGGCCAGUUCGCCGUCACCUGUCACGACCGCACGGCGCAGCGGCGGCGGCGCGGGCGGCAGGAGGCCGGCGACCAGGGGUACAGCUGGGCCGGGGUGCUGUCGGCCGCCGGGUUCCGCGGCGCGCACCGGCAGCUGGCGGCGCUGUGGCCCGCCCUGGAGCCCUGCUUCCCGCCGCUGCCGCCCGAGCUGGACGGGGCGAGCGGAGCGGGCUGGGGGGUGGGGCGCUGGCUGUGGGCGCUCCUGUGGCCGGCGCCUGCGGACCUCGGCGACGCGGGGCUCCAGGAGCUGUGCCGACAGCUGGAGCGCUACCUGGUCCUGGCUGCCGACGGCUGCGGCGGCGCCAUCGUGCGCGACGUGCUCUUCCCGGUCCCGAGUGACUCGGCAGACUGCGAGGGCCUGAACGAGUUCCGCGAGAGGAUGAUGCGCGAGCGCCUGAGCCGAACAGCCACCCGGCUGCAGCAGAUUCUUCAAGAUCACAGAAAAGCCAAUACCAUGGUAGCAUUAAUGAAAGUUUAUCAAGAGGAAGAUGAAGUCUAUCAGGAGUUAGUUACCACGGCAACCACGUUCUUCCAGUAUUUACUACAGCCAUUUAGAGACAUGCGAGAAGUUGCCACCUCAUGUAAGCUUGGUAUUUUGAAGUCCCUGGAUGAGGAUGAGCUGGGUCCUAAAAGGGUGGCUGCCCUACAGAAGGAAGCCAGUGAAUGGAACAAACAGGCUGAAGAAGCUGUGGUCUCUAUCCAAGACCUCACUGUGGAUUAUUUUAAGGAGACAGUAACAGCAUUAACAGGAAUGCAGAAACAAAUGGAGCAGGAUCGGAAGAGAUUUGGCCAGGCUGCCUGGGCCACAGCCAUGCCCAGGCUAGAAAACCUCAAGCUCAUGUUAGCUCGGGAGACUCUGCAGCUUAUGAGAGCCAAAGAGCUGUGUCUAAAACACAGACAAGCUGAAGUCCGGAGAAAGGUGGAAGAUCUUCCAGACCAAGAAAAGAGUUUGGAUGUUGUGGAUGAGCUGGAAAUACAUUGUUACAAGAUUCAGCUGGAGUUAUACGACAUUAAGCUCGAGAUACUGAGGAAUGAGGAAAUGAUUCUUGUUACACGCUUGGACUCUGUGAAGAGACUUAUAACAGAGAGACAGGCUGAAGUGGUUUACUACGACCCAUGUGAAAGCCCUGAGGAGCUGAAGAGCCUGGCUCCUGACCUGGAGCUGCACCUUGGUGACAACAGUGAGCUGAGAGCACUCAGCCAGCAGUGCCAGCAGCUGGAGGCUCAGCGGGGCCGCAUCUGCUCCAGGAGAGCCCGCCUCAGGAGCAGAAAGGAUCAAUGCCAAGAAAAUCAUCAGCUCAGACUGCAACAGGCCAAACAAAGUGUGAGACAUUUUCACCAGCACCACAAUAUUCAGAUGAAAAGAGACAAAGUAAAAGAAGAGGAACAAAAGAAAAAAGAAUGGAUAAACCACGAACGCCAGAAAACACUUGAGCGGCUAAGAGCAUACAGAGAGAAGUGCCCAGCUCAGCAAUCUGCACUGAAAACGACUUGCUCAGAGUCCAUGGUGUCAGACCUGUCAGGUGGAGGUUCUCAGAAGAGGCUCUCAACAGCUCAUCACAAGAUAGCUCAUCCUGCCUCCAGCAAAACCGGAAGUGCUACUCCCCUACCUGAUGCCUAUAUGAAAACCCCUGAGCAUCCAGACCCCUGUGGCAGUAUCCCUGACCAGGCUGCUGUUUCCUUUAGAGACCAGCCACUCUCCCGAUCCAGUGAAGAUCUGUCACUACCACCACAGCUACCACCCCCUCCACCACUUCCCCCUCCUCCACCCCCUCUUCCUCUCCCUGCUCUGUCCACUUUUCAAGGUACCACUCAUCAGAAUUUAGGGCUCAGGACUUUGGCAACAGAGGACCAGCCACUGCCCCUAUCAUGUGACACAAAUACUGGAAGACCAUGUGACUGGCAGGAGGAUUUCCAGUGUCCAGGCUCUAUGAGUGAAGUGCUGGCCUCCCUCCGGCAGGACAGGGCCUCUCUCCGGAAAGUAGAAACGCACACACUGCCCGGUCCCCGCACCUCAGUCAAUGAACAAGUUCUGGCUGCCAUCAGGCAGGGAGUGCAGCUGAAGAAAGUCCACACGGGCCCAGGUGUGGAUCCCAGCAAGAAGAGCGGCAGUGACCUGGAGAGGAGCAUCCGGGAAGCCCUGAAGAGAAUCAAGAAAGUGUCCGCCGACUCAGAGGAGGACACUGAUGAGCAGAGCCCUACCGAGUGGGACGACAGGCACUUCAGCUGACAGAUGCAGGCAGGCCCAGAACCCCAGGUCAGCGAGGCAUCCCUGAGAAGCUGCAACCCUGGGAGGACACUGAAGGUGUGCUGACUGACACAUGACACCCACUGGUUGGUAGGCUGGACAUGGGAACAGUACUUUGUCACUCUAGAGUCACCGUCUGAUCCUGUGGGGACAGACCUAUGGUACACACUAGACAGUGUACUCCAACUGUAUGAACUGUUCAUCAGACUUCAAGGCUUGAGUGUGAACAUGAUUUUGGCAAUAAUCAGAAUAAAUUAUAUAUAUCACAGAAUUACCUUCAAUAUUUAAAUUUUAUUUUGUAUAUUGAACACAGGAACUCAUAAUAAACAAUAUUUAUAGUGCA